UCUGAGUAAAAUCCGAGUACCCUUUUUGUCAUUUCACACUUCCACCGCCCAGCACCACCACGACCAGGAGCUCCUCCUCCUCCGUCAAAAAACAUCAAAAUUCAAAAACAAAAAACCAAACAAUUUUCUUAGGCCGAAGGUCCCCCUACGCUACAUACGCCACUGGGGGUGUCAAUAUCACAUUCUUUCGUUAUCGGCAAUGAGGGUCCGAUCCUCUACCAUUAUGACGGUGCUCUUCGUCUGCAACCUUAUUAUUAUAUGCUUCUCUGCUCGUCCUUGUCUAUCUUUCCCUUUCUUCGCCACUGCCGACUCCGCCGUGUCCAACUCGGUUACCGAGGAGAUCAAUGUCACCCUAGCUGACUCCAACUCAACGCACGCGAGAUCCAACGACGACAGCUUCGCCGAUAUGAUCGAUCGAGCUCUCGAGCGAGAGUUCCCCGAGAACGAGCAGACUGAAGCCACUGAUGCUGGUAGCUUCAACAAUAGUGUUGCCGGACAGCAGGCAGUGCUGGAAACCGUUGCGAGAGUUAAAUCCAAGAAGAAUGAGACCAAGGAGGAGAAGUCAUUUCAGUUUCAUAAUGUUUUCAAUUUGGAUAAUGAAAAUCGAGCAGAAGAUAUGCCAACAUUGAUAGAUCGGAAGGACAAUGUAUUUAUUAUAUCCAAUCUCAAGUCAAAGUAUCCUGUGCUACAACUAGACUUGAGGUUAAUAUCAGAUUUGGUAGUUGUCAUUGUCUCUGCAACUUGUGGUGGCAUCGCCUUUGCUUGUGCUGGACAACCGGUUAUUACUGGGUAUCUGCUAGCAGGAUCUAUCAUUGGACCAGGGGGCUUGAGUUUUGUUAGUGAAAUGGUGCAAGUUGAAACAGUUGCUCAGUUUGGUGUUAUCUUUCUUCUUUUUGCAUUGGGCCUGGAAUUCUCCACAACAAAGCUUCGUGUUGUCCGGACAGUGGCUGUUCUGGGAGGCCUACUCCAGAUUUUCCUAUUUAUGUGCUUGUGUGGGAUAACAGCGUUGUUGUGUGGUGGUAAAUCUUCUGAAGGGAUAUUUGUUGGUGUACUCCUAUCUAUGUCUUCAACUGCUGUGGUUCUAAAAUUCUUGAUGGAAAGAAAUAGUAUUAAUGCUCUUCAUGGCCAAGUCACUAUUGGUACUCUUAUACUACAGGACUGUGCUGUUGGUUUGCUAUUUGCUCUGCUUCCAGUUCUCGGUGGUACUUCUGGUGUUCUUCAAGGAGUAAUAUCCAUGACAAAAUCGUUGGUAGUUCUCAUUACAUUUUUGGCUAUUUUAUCAAUAUUAUCCCGUACUUGUGUGCCAUGGUUCCUUAAGCUUAUGAUAAGCCUAUCAUCUCAGACUAAUGAACUCUAUCAAUUAGCAUCAGUGGCAUUCUGCUUGCUUGUUGCUUGGUGUAGUGAUAAGCUGGGUUUAAGCCUUGAACUGGGUUCAUUUGCUGCUGGAGUGAUGAUAUCAACUACCGAUCUCGCCCAACAUACACUUGAGCAAGUUGAGCCCAUUCGCAACUUCUUUGCUGCCCUUUUUCUUGCUAGUAUUGGGAUGUUAAUACAUGUUCAUUUUCUUUGGAAUCAUGUUGACAUUUUACUUGCAGCUGUUAUUUUGGUAAUCAUUAUAAAAACUAUUGUGGUUGCCUCUAUUGUCAAGGGAUUUGGAUAUAGCAAUAAGACUUCUCUUCUUGUUGGAAUGUCACUGGCACAAAUUGGGGAAUUUGCUUUUGUUCUUCUGAGCCGUGCUUCUAAUCUUCAUUUGGUUGAGGGUAAAUUAUAUCUAUUGCUGCUUGGCACAACUGCUCUCAGCCUGGUAACGACGCCAUUGCUUUUCAAGCUAAUUCCUGCUGUUGUUCAUCUCGGGGUGUUGUUGCGGUGGUUCUCACCUGAUAGUAUGAGCGAGAUUGGAUAUAAAGGCGAUAGUCUUCGCUCAGACAGUGCUAAGCGUAUUGCUUUGAUGGUCCAAGGCUCCCAUGAUUCAUGAUAUUAAAUAAAAACAUGAACCAGAAAAUUGCAAAAUUCAGCCUUAUACCUAGCUGAUGGGGUUGUUAAUACUCUGGAGGACAGGUGCUCAAGAGUGCAAAGGAGGUUGAUUGACUGCUGCAAAUUAAGCUGCACUUACCCUUACAUAUCAUCCUAACUGGGCAUCAUGAGAAAUGAUGAUAAAAUACUAACUGAAACCGAAAGUAAAGGAGACAACCGCAGAUAUGAUCCUCCACAAGCCAGUCUAGUCCCUUCUAAUUUAUUUAUUAUUAGGUCAUCAUCCGCAUUUUACUGAUGACCUGUUUUGUGUAAAUUAGUGUCCAUUUUGUAAUGUAAUCCAUUUUUGUUCUUUUGGCUUUUGAGGUUGAUUAUUUUUUGUUUUGAUUGUGCUCUUUCUUUAUUUUUUUCAAGAUGAAAAUAAUCAUCACGAUAGGAACAUCGUCCCAUA
This is a messenger RNA of Ziziphus jujuba (common jujube), 2422 nucleotides long. Its product is annotated as K(+) efflux antiporter 4. Gene Ontology annotation, biological process: proton transmembrane transport; potassium ion transmembrane transport. The coding region runs from base 200 to 1975 and encodes 591 amino acids. Gene Ontology annotation, cellular component: membrane. The transcript has 20 exons. The record is from RefSeq and is a predicted model, not a curated record. Gene Ontology annotation, molecular function: potassium:proton antiporter activity. NCBI's taxonomy places the organism in Eukaryota, Viridiplantae, Streptophyta, Magnoliopsida, Rosales, Rhamnaceae.